AAGGACCUGACCGGCGAAACUACAGUUAGCGCGGCGACAACGACGGUCGACCACAAAGAAAUUCCAGAGCUCCGACCCACUCGCUUUUUCAAUCUUCUUCUUCAUUUCUGUAUUUCUCUCUUCUUUAACUCACCGUUAGGGUUUUGAAACUCUGAUUUUCCACUCCCUGUAAGUCUAAUUUCCUCUUUAAGUUCGUACUGCAAUUAUUUAUAUCUCAUUAUCUUCUCGAUUGAGGUCUAUUUUCCUCCACGAUGGAACACUUUUUGGGUCUUCUUCGAAUUCGGGUGCUGCGCGGUAUUAAUCUCGCUGUUCGUGAUUCCCGUAGCAGCGAUCCUUAUGUUGUCGUCUCAAUGGGCGACCAGAGGUUGAAGACCCGCGUGGUGAAAAAUAAUUGCAAUCCUGAAUGGAAUGAUGAGUUGACUCUUUCAAUUGCAGAUCUGAGGACUCGAAUCGGUUUAUCAGUGUUUGACAAAGACACACUAACAGACCAUGACAAAAUGGGAGAUGCCGAGAUCGACAUCGAACCAUACAUCGAGUGUUUGAAGAUGGGACUGGAGAGCCUCCCAGAUGGGUGUGUGGUUAAGAGAGUAUAUCCAAGCAGAACAAACAAUUUAGCUGAUGAGAGCCAAUGUGUUUGGCACAAGGGGAAAAUUGUACAGAACAUGUUCCUGAGGUUGAAGAAUGUAGAAUGUGGGGAGGUGGCAAUUCAACUCGAAUGGAUUGACGUUCCUGGUGCCAAGGGUUUGCCGGUCGGGGGUACGAGCCACUACUGAUUUCUUAGCUGAUGCACCAGGUACUACUAAUAAAUUUCCCAGUUCCAUCACUUGUAGAUUAUGUGAAAUACAAUAAAGAUAUUUGCCUUGUUGACCUGAAACUAGAUUUAGAGUCCUAGGUCUGUAGUAUGAAUAUAACUCUGAGUUGGCUGGAGUGGUUUGAGCUGGGUUUUCUCUUAGCAAAUUUAAACUGCUUCCUGUAAUCAUAUAUAUAUAUUACUAUGGUUGUAUGUUGGCAGUUAUUUCAAGGGUAAAAGAAAAAACAUGUCAAACUAUUGUAGGAAAUGGUUAAAACAUAGCUUCUCUCUUCCA
This is a messenger RNA of Benincasa hispida (wax gourd), 1085 nucleotides long. NCBI's taxonomy places the organism in Eukaryota, Viridiplantae, Streptophyta, Magnoliopsida, Cucurbitales, Cucurbitaceae. The record is from RefSeq and is a predicted model, not a curated record.